GAGGAGUCUGAGCUCCUUUCCUUCCUUGACUUUGGUGCUUCUAUUCUCUCCAAGUCAACAUGAGUCGGCAGUUUAGUUCUCGGUCUGGGUACCGAAGUGGAGGUGGCGGGGGCUUCAGCUCUGGCUCUGCUGGGGCUGUCAGCUUCCAGCGCAGGAUCACGAGCUGCUCCUCACGGCGCAGUGGUGGUGGUGGCGGUGGUGGGAGAUUUUCUGGCGGAGGAGGAGGCAGUAGUUUUUCAAGCCGGAGUCUCAUUAACCUUGGUGGCCACAAGAGUAUCUCUGACUGUGUGGCCCGGGGAGGUGGACGUGGUGGUAUGGGUGGUGGUUUUGGUGGUGGUGGUUUUGGCAGUGGUGGUUUUGGUGGUGGUGGUUUUGGGGGUGGUAGUUUUGGGGGUGGCAGUUUUGGGGGUGGGGGCUAUGGUGGUGGAUCGGGAUUUGGGAGUGGUGGCUUUGGCAGCGGUGGUUUCGGGGGAGGUUUUGGACCUGUCUGCCCUCCUGGUGGCAUCCAGGAAGUUACCAUCAAUCAGAGCCUUCUGCAGCCCCUCAAUGUGGAGGUUGACCCUGAGAUCCAAAAAGUCAAGUCUCAAGAACGGGAACAGAUCAAGUCACUCAACAACCAGUUUGCCUCUUUCAUUGACAAGGUGAGGUUUCUGGAGCAGCAGAACCAGGUACUACAAACAAAAUGGGAGCUGCUGCAGCAAGUAGACACCACCACAAGGACCCAGAGUUUAGAACCUGUCUUUGAAUCCUACAUCAGCAUGCUUAGAAGGAACGUGGACCAGCUGAAGGGUGACCAGUCUAGGAUGGAUUCAGAAUUGAAGAACAUGCAAGACAUGGUAGAAGAUUACCGGAACAAGUAUGAGGAUGAGAUCAAUAAGCGGACAAAUGCUGAGAAUGAGUUUGUGGGCAUCAAGAAGGAUGUGGAUUCUGCUUAUAUGAACAAGGUGGACCUCCAAGUCAAAGUUGACACCAUGCGUCAGGAACUUGAUUUCUUAACAACACUCUUCCAAAUGGAGCUAUCUCAGAUGCAGACUCAUAUCAGCGAAACCAACGUCAUCCUGUCCAUGGACAACAACCGCAGCCUGGACCUGGACAGCAUCAUCUCUGAAGUUCGCGCUCAAUACGAGGAGAUCGCCCAGAAGAGCAAAGUGGAGGCUGAGAAACUAUAUCAGAGCAAGUAUGAAGAACUCCAGAUUAAUGCUGACCAACAUGGACAAAGUUUGAAGUCGACAAAGAUGGAGAUCUCAGAGCUGAAUCGCGUCAUCCAGAGACUUAAAGCUGAAAUUGAUAGUGUCAAGAAGCAGAUCUCGCAGAUCCAGCAGUCCAUCAGUGAUGCUGAGCAGCGUGGUGAAAAUGCCCUCAAAGAUGCCCAGGGGAAACUGAAUGAUCUGGAAGACGCCCUGCAGCAGGCCAAGGAGAACCUGGCCCGACUGCUGAAGGACUACCAGGACCUCAUGAAUGUCAAGCUGGCCCUGGACAUGGAGAUCGCCACCUACAGGACGCUGCUAGAAGGAGAGGAAGUCAGGAUGUCUGGAGAGUGUACCCCCAAUGUGAGCGUGUCUGUGAGCACCAGUCACACCAGCAUCAGCGGCGGCGGCGGUGGCCGAGGAGGAGGCAGCAGCUAUGGAUCCGGAGGCGGCGGCGGCGGCGGUAGCUACGGGUCCGGCGGCAGCAGCUAUGGCGCCGGUGGUGGCGGCGGCAGCUACGGCUCCGGAGGCGGCAGCCGAGGCGGCAGCUAUGGCUCCGGUGGCGGCGGCGGUGGCAGCUAUGGCUCUGGCGGCAGCAGUGGGGGCCGCAGAGGAGGCUCUGGAGGGGGAGGUGGCAGUUCUGGGGGGCGCAGCUCGGGUUCCAUUUCUGGAGGGGGCUCCUCUGGAGUGCGGGGGUCUAGCUCUGGGGGUUCCAAGACAACUAGUGGCAGUUCCAGUGUCAAGUUUGUUUCCACCAGCUAUUCCCACGGGCCCAGAUAGACCUCUAGACUCAGUCCUUCACUCUCCAUUACCACCAGCCAGGCUGGGCAAGACCAACGUCAAUGGCUCCAGCCUCCAUGGAGAGAAAGAGUUACGUUGAGCUAUGAGACCUUUGCCUUGUUGUCCCCUACUCUUUCCCUCCCUGGCUUCUUUUCUGCUUUCCAAAGAUACCUUUACAUCAGUGACAACCUCAGUCCCUUGGCUAUGAUCCUGCUUUGAGCUUUGCCUGGAGAAUAAUGGUUCAGCGAUUGGUACCACACACAUUACAUUUCAAAGACCCUCCUUAAGGCAAUCAGAGGAGGGCUGGUGAGGCCCAGGCUUCUCUGAUGGACCCACCAGCAUGUGAUCUGAACUGCUCCUCUGACCCCCCUUUUUUCUGCAGCAAGCUGUGUGCUGCCUGGGUUUUGUACAUAAGCUGUAAACCAAUUGUCUUGUCAGAGAUCUGGUAUCUAUCUCCUCAUGUUGCUACAAUAAACUGCAUUUGAAAUUC
Molecule: messenger RNA, 2457 nt
Organism: Erinaceus europaeus (western European hedgehog)
Lineage: Eukaryota; Metazoa; Chordata; Mammalia; Eulipotyphla; Erinaceidae
Gene: KRT1
Product: keratin 1
Exons: 9
Coding region: 60-1967 (635 amino acids)
Biological process (GO): keratinization; intermediate filament organization
Cellular component (GO): keratin filament
Molecular function (GO): structural constituent of skin epidermis
Source: RefSeq, a predicted model, not a curated record